This is a messenger RNA of Yamadazyma jaroonii, 945 nucleotides long. The record is from the annotation of a GenBank genome assembly. Lineage: Eukaryota; Fungi; Ascomycota; Pichiomycetes; Serinales; Debaryomycetaceae.
AUGAAAGAGUUGGUAAAGCAUUUGGGAUUGAUUCCACAACAAGAUCCUACAGUAAUCAGUACCGUGAAUAAGUUGAGAUCAUUGUUUAUAUGGAUGGUGUUGAUAAUCUUCUUAUGGCAUUAUCAUAUGGUUUCUUUUUGGUGUUCAGUAAUGAGUUACUCGUUUCCUGAAACUUCGAUCAAUGUUAAACGAAAAGCUUGUAGUUGGUUUUGGGAUCUAACGAUAUAUUUCAUGAAUUUAAACGGUAUUACUUACACAAUCAGUGGUGAUAGAAUAAACUCAGAAUCAGCAGUAUUCUUAUCUAAUCAUCAGUCUUUAGUAGACCACUUAGCAGUAAACUAUCUUGCCAGAUAUUCUUAUUUUGUUAAUAAUGAUAUUGAAAUUCCUAUGGUUAAUUUUUUUACAUGGUUUUUAAUUUGGAAAAUUCCAACUUUAAGAAUUCUUAUAAAUUUGGCAAAAAAUGACGAAAAUUGGGAAUUAGAUACUUCUUUGGCUGAAAUCUUUUUUGACAAGCUAUUAAAUAGUAGAAAGGUAGAAUGGUUGGUUUUGUUUCCUGAAGUAAAUAUAUUUACUCAAGAAUCAUGUUAUUUACAGAAACUACAAAGUGAAAAAUUCUAUUUACCUAUAUUCAAUAAUGUAUUGUACCCCAGAUUCUCGAGUUUUUUUAAUGUGAUCUCCAUGAUUAAUUCCAAAAAUAAUUACAAGUUCAAUAAUUUAUAUGAUUUGACUAUAUUCUAUUAUAAAGUCAAUGAGGAUAAUGAAAAGACAUAUUUCUCGCCGUCAUUGUUGGAAAUAUUUGGGUCCAAUGAUAAGAUCACUAUCAACAUUGAUGUGAAAUUCAAGAACUUGACGAGAGUCUCCCAUAACAGACCGAAAUUAGAAAGGUGGUUGGAAAAAGAUUGGAUCGAAAAAGACAACUUUCUUCAACAAAAUUAUCAAACUUAA